GUGUUGAACUAUUUCUUUGCUAAGAUCAAAGGUGGUUGGGGAUGGCGGCUGAGCUUGGGUGGUGCCAUGGUACCUGCAAUUAUCAUCACAGUGGGAUCACUAGUCCUUCCGGACACAUCCAACUCCAUGAUUGAACGUGGCCAAUCAACUGAGGCCAAAGAUAAACUCAAACAAAUCCGUGGUGUUGACAAUGUUGAUCAGGAGUUUGAUGAUCUUGUUGCUGCUAGCGAAGCAUCAAAGCUGGAGGAACAUCCCUGGACAAAUUCGCUCCAAAGGAAGUUGUCGUGGCUGCUUGCAUUGGUGCUAAAUUUGGAGUUGAUGGAAACCCCGGUGAUUUGCCCAAGUGGUAUGCCAUUGUUGUGGUACUUUUCAUCUGCAUCUAUGUUGCUGCAUUUGCUUGGUCUUGGGGACUCCUAGGAUGGUUGGUGCCUAGCGAAAUCUUCCUAUUGGAAAUCCAUUCAGCAGCUCAGUGUAUCAAUUAUGAUUCAUUUAAAUAAUAAAAAAUGUAACUUUAA
Messenger RNA from Rubroshorea leprosula, 515 nucleotides. The record is from the annotation of a GenBank genome assembly. NCBI's taxonomy places the organism in Eukaryota, Viridiplantae, Streptophyta, Magnoliopsida, Malvales, Dipterocarpaceae.